Messenger RNA from Brassica napus (rape), 404 nucleotides. RefSeq lists its product as uncharacterized. NCBI's taxonomy places the organism in Eukaryota, Viridiplantae, Streptophyta, Magnoliopsida, Brassicales, Brassicaceae. The coding region runs from base 146 to 331 and encodes 61 amino acids. The transcript has a single exon. The record is from RefSeq and is a predicted model, not a curated record.
AAAACAACAAAAAAAAACUGAAAACUAAUAGAGUUAAACCAAGGGCAAUGAGACAAGAAGAAGAAAGCUACAAAUAAGUUAUUGAAGAUGCUCCUCUAGGUAGGCUAAUGUUUCUUUGAUUCUGAAAUAUAUUCAAGAAAAGAAGAUGGAUUCAGGGCUAUCAUGGGCUGAUCAAUGGGAUACAAACCCUGACCCUCCUCCGAGUUGUACAAAAGAAGAUGAAGGCAAAAAGAAAACAAAGAAGGACAAAGAUGGAAGCAGAAGAAUCUUUGGGAAAACCAUACUUGGAUUUAAAUGGAUGAAGGAUCUCCGCAAGAAACCUGAAAAGUGAUUAGUUAAUAACCAAAAUCACUGUUUCAUUGUAUCUAUAUCACUUUGAUUAUUGACAUUCUUGUGCAUUUAAU